GGCAAGCCCUGGCGCGCUUUGGCCCCUUCGGCCGCCGUCUGCCGGCAGUUACUAUGGAAACCCAGCUGCCAUCGCUAUGUCUCUGCAAAAGACCCCUCCGACCCGGGUGUUCGUGGAACUGGUUCCCUGGGCUGAUCGAGGCCGGGAGAACAAUCUGACCUCAGGCGGAGUGACGCAACCGGGCCUCCACCACCCCAUCUCCUCAACACAAGCCCAAACUGCGACCCGCGAGGUGCACGUAAGCGGCACCGCAGAAGUGUCUGCGGGCCCGGAUCGGGCGCAGGUGGCGGUGCGAGUGAGCAGCACCAAGGAGGUGGCGGCCGAGGCCAAAAAGAGCGUUUGUCGCCGUCUAGAUUACAUCACGCAGAGCCUCCAGCAGCAGGGCGUGCAGGCAGAAAAUAUAACUGUGACAAAGGAUUUUAGGAGAGUGGAAAAUGCUUAUCACAUGGAAGCAGAGGUCUGCAUUACAUUUACUGAAUUUGGAAAAAUGCAAAAUAUAUGUAACUUUCUUGUUGAAAAGCUAGAUAGCUCUGUUGUCAUCAGCCCACCCCAGUUCUAUCAUACUCCAGGUUCUGUUGAGAGUCUUCGACGGCAAGCCUGUCUUGUUGCUGUUGAGAAUGCGUGGCGCAAAGCUCAAGAAGUCUGUAACCUUGUUGGCCAAACCUUAGGAAAACCUUUACUAAUCAAAGAAGAAGAAACAAAAGAAUGGGAAGGCCAAAUAGAUGAUCACCAGUCAUCCAGACUCUCAAGUUCAUUAACUGUACAACAAAAAAUCAAAAGUGCAACAAUACAUGCUGCUUCAAAAGUAUUUUUAACUUUUGAGAUAAAGGGGAAGGAGAAGAAAAGAAAGCACCUUUGAAAUUCCAA
This is a messenger RNA of Saimiri boliviensis boliviensis (Bolivian squirrel monkey), 867 nucleotides long. It is a transcript of the gene IRAK1BP1, whose product is annotated as interleukin 1 receptor associated kinase 1 binding protein 1. Gene Ontology annotation, biological process: positive regulation of canonical NF-kappaB signal transduction; immune response. The record is from RefSeq and is a predicted model, not a curated record. Lineage: Eukaryota; Metazoa; Chordata; Mammalia; Primates; Cebidae.